Messenger RNA from Malassezia sympodialis ATCC 42132, 828 nucleotides. RefSeq lists its product as uncharacterized. The record is from RefSeq and is a predicted model, not a curated record. NCBI's taxonomy places the organism in Eukaryota, Fungi, Basidiomycota, Malasseziomycetes, Malasseziales, Malasseziaceae.
AUGCGCAAGCCGUGGUUCUACGUGGCCGGCUCGUGCUUUGUGAUCGCUGGUCUCAACUUUGGCUUUUUCAUCCGCGACUACCUGUUCUGGCCGCUCAUCCCGAACGAAGAGAAGGAGCCGGAGCUUGCGCCGGCCGGCUUCCGCUACUCGCUCGCGGGCGGCACAGUGCUGAUUGCGUCGAUGUGCGGCGCCUACUUCUGGUACGCGCCGAGCCGUAUGGUGACGCGCGUGACCGUGUACCCGGCGACGCAGAUGCUGGGCCUGCGCACCGCUGCGCCCCCGCCGAGCCGCUUCCUGCCGGCGUCGCUGCGCCAGCGCCCCUUUUUCCAGCGCGCAGGCGCCCUGUCGCCGGACGACCCGCGCGAGCGGCUCGUGCCGCUCGCGUCCGUGUUCCGGCUGCAGGGCUCGGCCGUGGGCAGCGAGAUGAACGAGUGGUCCGAGCUGGCGCGCGCGAAGCAGCCCGUGCCGCCGGCCGUGCAGGCGCGCCUGCGCGAGUUCCACGCAGCGACGACCAAGCUGGACCGGCAGGACACGCUCAUGCUGCGUGUAGGCGAUGCGCGCCUCGCGUUCCAGCUGCACGCAAGCCCGCUGCGCGAGUCGCUCCUGCGCGAGCCGCCGCGCGGGCUGCGCCGCAUGUGGCUCACGCUCACGAAGGGCCACACGGACUGGUCGCUCGAGCCGGGCUACACGCCGUCGCCCGCGGAGCACGCCGAGCAUGUGCGGCGCACGAGCCGUGGCGACGCGGACGUGGAGCCGUGGUUCCUCGAUCGCGCCAACUUUGACCAGCUAUUUCCCCUGGACGCGACGCGGUACAAGCGCAAGGCGUAG